Acanthisitta chloris (rifleman) is the source of this 858-nucleotide messenger RNA. It is a transcript of the gene KCTD17, whose product is annotated as potassium channel tetramerization domain containing 17. The transcript is spliced from 7 exons. Bases 1 to 858 code for a protein of 285 amino acids. Gene Ontology annotation, cellular component: Cul3-RING ubiquitin ligase complex; cytoplasm. NCBI's taxonomy places the organism in Eukaryota, Metazoa, Chordata, Aves, Passeriformes, Acanthisittidae. The record is from RefSeq and is a predicted model, not a curated record. Gene Ontology annotation, molecular function: cullin family protein binding. Gene Ontology annotation, biological process: proteasome-mediated ubiquitin-dependent protein catabolic process; protein homooligomerization.
AUGAGGAUGGAGGGCAGGGAGGAGAUGCAGAGCGCUGUGGGGCUGCGCUGCACCUGGGACAUUCCGCCACCCGCUGGCACCCAGGCCAAGUGGGUGAGGCUCAAUGUGGGGGGCACCGUCUUCCUCACCACCAGGCAGACCCUGUGUCGGGAGCAGAAAUCUUUCCUCUGUCGCUUGUGCCAGGGCGAGGAGCUGCAGUCGGACCGGGAUGAGACUGGUGCAUACCUAAUAGACCGUGACCCCACUUAUUUUGGACCCAUCCUGAAUUUCCUCCGUCAUGGGAAGCUGGUCCUGGAUAAAGAUAUGGCUGAAGAGGGCGUCCUAGAAGAAGCUGAGUUCUACAACAUUGGUCCUUUGAUCCGAAUAAUCAAGGAUCGAAUGGAGGAGAAGGACUACACAGUAACUCAGGUGCCUCCUAAGCAUGUCUACCGUGUGCUGCAGUGCCAGGAAGAGGAGCUCACUCAGAUGGUUUCCACUAUGUCAGAUGGAUGGCGCUUUGAGCAGCUUGUGAACAUUGGCUCAUCCUAUAGUUAUGGGAAUGAGGAUCAGACAGAGUUCCUGUGUGUGGUCUCCAAAGAGUUGUACAACUCCCCCAAUGGCCUGAGCUCUGAGCCUAGCCACAAAGUCAAGAGCACAGAGGAGGACCUGGAGGAGGAAGAGCAGGAGGUGGAGGAGGAGGCAGAGACAGAGGCAGAAGCAGAAGCAGAGGAGAAAGCUAUUACAAGCCAGAGGUCUGAGGAUGUGAUCCCAACAAUCCACUCCAGCCUUUUCAUUUCUUGUUUGUAUCUUUAUUUUCGUACUGCCGUGUACAGCAGCCCCUUGCCCCACAGUGCCGCCCCCAGCCCCCUUCACUCUUGA